Molecule: messenger RNA, 4222 nt
Organism: Columba livia (rock pigeon)
Lineage: Eukaryota; Metazoa; Chordata; Aves; Columbiformes; Columbidae
Product: basic proline-rich protein-like
Exons: 3
Coding region: 1-996 (331 amino acids)
Source: RefSeq, a predicted model, not a curated record
AUGGUUCCCAGUGAACAGAGGGCAUCUGAGGGUGGCGGCGGCAGGAGAAGGGAGCCGGGGCUGGAGGCAGGGGAAGGGGAGGGAAGGGGGGAGCGACCCAGCGAGCGAGCAGGGGGAAGGGGGAGGCUGGCGAGGCGGGUUCUCCGGCGGGUGCCGAGCGAAGGCCUCACUGGGCUCCCGGCAGCCGGCGCCUCCUCACCAUCCCCGGGCGGCGGGCGGUGGGGCGGCUCCUCCUCCCCCUCUCGCAGGCGCUCGGCCCAUGGGGCUCACACGCCCGCUCCGGCUGCCGGCCUGCCUUCCCCGCCGCUCCGCCUCGCUCCUGCCGCCGCCCUGCCUCCGGCCGAGAGGGGGGGCCGUCCCUCGCCUCGCUCAGCAGCCCCUCCGCCGGCGCCGCCGCCUCCCCCCGCGCCACCGGGCCGAGCUCCCGCAGCCGGGGCCGAGCUCGUCCCACACGCGUCUCCGCGGCGCUCGCUCACAUCCUCCGGGGAGCGGCCACCGGGUCCUACCGCCGCCGCGCCGCUUCCCGCCCGCCCCGCCGUGCCGAGGGGCCGCCCCGUUCCGCGUCGCUCCCCGGGGGAGGGUUCGCCGCCCGCCGCCGGGGCCUCGCCGCCCGGCCCCGCCUCGCCGCCCUCAGAGCUCCCGUCCCCGCGGCGGGGCAGCGCCCACCGGCCCGGCCCUCCAGCCGCCCCCCUCCGCCCCGCGCCGCGCCGGCCCCAGGCCCCGAGCGCCGCGUUUCCGGGCCCCCGGCGCGGCCUGGCCUGGCCUGGCCCCGGGCAGCCCGGCGGCGGGGUCGCCCUCCCCGCGCUGUUGCGGCCCUUGACCCGGGCGACUGGGACACGGUGCCCCGAGAUGGCCAUAAAUGCAAACUGGGCUGUAAGAACUGAUUGGAUUUCUUCAGAAAUGUGUUCACCGAUUAUUGCAUUUCUGCAAUUAGAAGCAAGCUGGAAUUCUGAAAACAGCACAUCUUUCCGCCGUUUUGCACCGUUACUAACAUAAAGGUGCAUAAAAUGCAUUUACAGUAAUAAAGCUGGGGAAUACAACUACCUUUACACUAGUAGCAAACCUAUUUGAUAAGAGGCUUUUCCGUCACAUAAUUUGAGUGAUUGUACAUGUUUAGUGAAAUUCACUUUCUUCUGCCGUUUUGAUCACCUAGGUCUGUCUAAUCAUAUCUGUCACAAGGGUUCCUGAGCAUCGCUGGAUUUGGGGUACACCAGUGUGCUAGAGGAACCAGUGAUGAGGCAGAGGGGGAAAGGCUUCACUCUUCUUCAUGCUAUAGGGAGAAGGAGCAAGAUCCCCUUUCCCACCAUGGAGCAGACCAGUUCCUCAUGGCAGAGCUGCUACAGCAGCGUGGUGUUUUCUUUGGCUCUCCUUUAGGUUUAAUGGAGCACAUUUCAGUACAAUUUUUGAAAUGUACCAUUCGGGCAACUUAGUGGAAUAAGCAGACCCUGUGGUACGGGUCCAGUUACCCAGCUGAGGGUCAGAUCCUCACCUGCUGCAGUCAGUGGAAAGAUUUCUGUUAAUAUCAGGGCAGAAUAAAAGAGCUGUGAGAACUCUCUAAGCUGCAAAGGUAAUGGAAAUGAAAAAAUCUGGGUUUGUGAUCACAUUUCGGCCUACUGUGCAUUACAUACAGAGUAUUUAGUGUAGAUUAAAACAUUGGUAGGCCUUAAAGAUAUAUUUAAAAUUAAAUUAAUCGUCAGUGUGCAAAGCUUGCAGGCAGCUCAGAAGACAUGUAUUAAACUUAGCAAAACAAAAAGAAGAAAAUUUGUUUAUGAACUACUUUUGAGCCUACAGCCUGCAGUAAACCUAGUAGGAAUAAAGAGUGCAUGUAAGUAUAGAAAUUAUUGGCUGUAAGACACUUCUGUCUAUGUAGGGGGAUCUCUGGUAAUAGAUCUGAUUGCAGAAGAGCUUUCUUCCCUUCCUGCCAAACCCUGUCCUGAUGGAUAAGCUCCCAGGCUGCGCGGUGAGCGAGGUCUUUAGGACUUCCCCUUGCAAAUGAAGCAACAGUUUAAAAAAUAACGUCAUACAGUAAACAGUUUUCUGUCCUGAAGAGCAGAAAAUAAAGCUCCGUUGUUUGCUAGAAGGGAAGCACAAUUUUUAAAAAAAAAGAAAAAAAAAAUUCAACACGAACAGAUUGUUUAGAUUUGCUGACUGUUGAUUUACCAUGAUGAAAGACAGGCCCAAACUAGAAAGUUUGGAUCCUGAUCCAGAUCUGACGUUCCCUAAAUCUGAGGGGGAAGUGCGAUUCAGAGUCUGGAGUAAGGGCUUACCUCUCAAACACAGCAAAAUGCUGUGGAUAAAAAUACCCAGGUAAAGUAGGAAGUCCCUGGUGUACAAAAACAAGAGUGACUUUGUACCAACAAGGAACAAAAGCAGGCUUUUUUUUUUCUCUUUUCUCUGAGAACAAUGGAAUCACUCAGGAAUUGUUACAAAUGCAAACAAUGUGGGUUUUAUCACUCAGUUAUCAUCAAUGGGAUUAUAGUCUAUAAACUCUAAUUUUCAGGGAAGUCCCUAGAUUUCCCUGAGCGCUUCCUCAAAUUUCACAUCUGUUGACUCUAGUUUAUUAAGUGCUUCAGGAUAAGUUGCAUCAACUAUCCCUUGGUAUUAUAAUACCAAAAAAUACUGAACGGAGGGGUUAGUGGCAAAGGAUGGUUGAUUGCCAGACAAUGUGCCAAUACCACACUAGAGGAGCAGGCACUCCUGUUCUCAUUCAUUUUUAAAAAAUAUAUAGGUAACAUAUAAUUUGAUGUAACUUUUUAAAGUUGUUUUAAAACACUAAAAUUAUGCAGCUUUAGAUAAAAAUUAUUCUUGUCCAGUCAGACAUAGGAAGAAAGACUAGCAUGGUAAGAUGAAGUGGAAUUAUUGAGGUAACCCCCAGCAGAACAAGUUCUGUUCCAUAAUUGCAAGUAAUGAGAGCACUUUUAUGGGCCAACAGUGAAUUUCUUCCUCUCUUUUUAAAAGGUGGGCUGUACUCAAAUAAAAAGACUAUACGACAUCCUGGAAUUACAGAACUAGCAUCUCAGUCUAGCUAUUAACAGCUUUUGAACAAACAACUCAGGUUUGAUCUCAGACAAAAAUCUAUCUCAGUAAAAAUACAAAUUAAAAGUGCAUUUCACAGUGCCAAAUACAAGAAACAUAGUUGUGCUUCUAAAAUUGAACUAAUCCAACAUUUGAAGGUGUAUUUCUCAUUAGCAAAACAAUGGCAGGUUAUCUGGAAAGAAAAUAACAAUCAUACUGAAACAUUGUAAUUUUGCUAUUUAGAAAUCCAUCUUGUGAAUAAAUAAAGGUAUGGAUUUAUUUGUACUUCUCACAUGAAUUUCCUACAAGACUAAGUGAAGCGCUGAAGCUUCUCUUCCCGAUGGCUGGCUAAAAGCCCUGGGAAAGGUAGGACAGGAGACGGAGGUUUGGUUUCCAGCCCCUGUUCCUGGUCUCCAGGGUGCCCAAGCUGGACAGCCCUGGGUUGACAGCAUGGUUUCUCCAGCUGAAGGAAGAAGUCACGCUUCACAGUCCUGCAAAGAGCUUUUCUGGCUGAGCCAUGGAUGGUGUUGACAAACUCCAAAGUGAGAGCCGUACAGUCGUCUUCACCAGGAAUAAUGAGAGCUGUGACACGGGGCAGCAAACACCCUGUGGGGAAUUUGGUACAGGAACCGAAUUGGUUUGUACAGAAAACACACUAGUUAGGUGUAGAACAUACAAAAAUAGCAAAUAUAACACUUCUGUCCCAUAUACCACUGCAGGUGCUUUUGUUGUUACAGUAAUACCUGCAAGUCCCAGUCUGGACCAGGCACCAUUAGUGCUGUAGAGACACGUCAGAAGACACAGUCGUUGAUCUGAAGUGUCUGAAGUCCACUUCAAACCCCUGCUUUUACCCCCUUGCUUAUAAAGUAACAUGUCAUGAGUUCUAACUUCUGGGAAGAUACCUGAAAAUGCUGAAAUUCCAAUGAUCUGUGUGAGGAAACACCCUGAUUUUAUGAGGAGCGGCUGAGGGAUCUGGGGCUGUUCAGCCUGGAGAAAAGGAGGCUGAGGGGAGGCCUUAUCGCUGUCUGCAACUACCUGAAAGGAGGUUGUAGCAUGAAGGGGGUUGGUCUCUUCUCCCAAGUAGCAAGUGACAGGACAAGAGGAAAUGGCCUCAGGUUGUGCCAGAGAAGGUUUAGAUUGGAUAUUAGGAAAAAAUUCUUCACAGAGAGGGUUGUGAAGGACUGGAACAGGCUGCCCACGGAAGUGU